AUGUCGGAGGAACCGACCCCGGGCCUCAAGGAGAUCCCGCCUGCGCCGCAGGCCGGCCCCCGCGAGGUGUGGAAGAAGGGCGGCCGCCUGCUGUCGGUGCUGCUGGCGGUGAACGUGCUGCUGCUCGCCUGCACGCUCAUCAGCGGGGGUGCCUUCAACAAGGUGGCUGUGUACGACACCGACGUGUUCGCGCUGCUCACCACCAUGAUGCUGCUGACCGUCCUCUGGAUCCUCUUCUACCUCCUCCGCACUGUGCGUUGCCCGGACGCUGUGCCCUACCGGGACACGCAUGCUGGCCCCAUCUGGCUCCGAGGUGGCCUGGUGCUGUUUGGAAUCUGCACUCUUGUCAUGGAUGUCUUCAAGACUGGCUACUACUCCAGUUUCUUUGAGUGCCAGUCAGCCAUCAAGAUCCUGCACCCCCUCAUCCAGGCUGUGUUUGUCAUUGUCCAGACUUACUUCCUCUGGGUCUCCGCUAAAGACUGCAUUCAUGUCCACUUGGAUCUGACUCGGUGUGGGCUCAUGUUCACUCUUACCACCAACCUGGCCAUCUGGAUGGCAGCCGUGGUGGACGAGUCUGUGCACCAGGCUCACUCCUACAGCAGUGCUCACGGCAACAGCAACACCAGCCACGCCCGCCUCACCCCUGACCCUGAGCGUGCAGGCAGCGCCGUCGGAGGAGACCCCUGCCCCUGCGACACAACCAUCUGCCAGAUCUUCCAGCAGGGGUACUUCUACCUGUACCCCUUCAACAUCGAGUACAGCCUCUUCGCCUCCACCAUGCUYUACGUCAUGUGGAAGAACGUGGGCCGGCUGCUGGCCUCCCCCCACGGCCACGGCCACAGCCCCUCCCAGGUCAGCCUAUUCCGAGAGACAUUUUUCGCUGGCCCCAUGCUGGGCCUGGUGCUCUUCGUGGUGGGGCUGGCCGUCUUCAUCAUCUACGAGGUCCAAGUGAGUGGAGAGGGCGGCCGCACCCAGCAGGCCCUGGUCACCUACUACAGCUUCAACAUCGUCUGUCUGGGGCUCAUGACUUUGGUCAGCCUGAGCGGCUCCGUCAUCUACCGUUUUGACCGCCGGGUCAUGGACCACCAUAAGAACCCCACACGCACACUGGACGUGGCCCUGCUGAUGGGCGCCGCCCUGGGUCAGUACGCCAUUUCCUACUACUCCAUUGUGGCUGUGGUGGUGGGCACGCCCAGAGACCUGCURGGGGCACUGAACCUGGCCCACGCUCUGCUCAUGAUUGCCCAGCACACCUUCCAGAAUGUGUUCAUCAUCGAGAGCCUCCACCGGGGACCACCCGGGGCUGAGCCUCAGGAAACCCUCCCCAAAGAGCCCUGCCAAGGCCUUACCUUUGCGAACCUGGAUGCCCUCCACUCCUUGCCUGCCUGCCCACCCAUCCCCAGGCUGGUCAGCCCCAGCUCAGAUGGACCUCAGGAAGCAGGGGCCAUCAUCUUGGCCCCUCGGGGCCACUGGAGAAGCCGGUGCCUAAAAGACAUCUCUCUGUUUCUCCUGCUCUGCAAUGUCAUUCUGUGGAUCAUGCCAGCCUUCGGGGCCCGCCCUCACUUCAGCAAUACCGUGGAGGUGGACUUCUACGGCUACUCUCUCUGGGCGGCCAUCGUCAACAUCUGCCUGCCUUUUGGGAUCUUCUACCGCAUGCACGCUGUCUCCAGCCUGCUGGAGGUCUACGUGCUGUCCUGA
Messenger RNA from Urocitellus parryii (Arctic ground squirrel), 1698 nucleotides. RefSeq names its product otopetrin 2 (gene Otop2). Gene Ontology annotation, biological process: proton transmembrane transport. Gene Ontology annotation, molecular function: proton channel activity. NCBI's taxonomy places the organism in Eukaryota, Metazoa, Chordata, Mammalia, Rodentia, Sciuridae. Gene Ontology annotation, cellular component: membrane. The record is from RefSeq and is a predicted model, not a curated record.